CUCUCCCCCUCUCCCUUGAGCUCCCCGCUGCCCGCGGCUCCUUCGCGCUCUCCCUCUCUCUCCCUUAGGCUCCACCGAGCGAUGCGAGCGCUGGGAGACAGCGACGCCGCCUCCCGCUAGAGACCAACCCCCCGGCCCGGCCCCUUGCCCAGCCCUGCCCAGCGCGCGGGGGUCGGCGAAGGCGCCGCGGACGCACCGACGGCUGAGGACCGGCGAUGCACAUGCACUAGCAGCACCCCCUAACUCACUCCCUCCACACCCCGCGCCGCCGCCGCCGCCGCCUCCACCUCCUCCUCCUCCGCCUCCUCCUCCUCCUCCUCCGGCAGCCGCGGCAGAAGGACCCACCCUGCCCCCCACCCCACCCUACCCUCCGCCGGCUCCGGCUGCGGAUCCAACCUCGACUCUUAUUUUAUUUAUUUUGGGUCGUGCACAAGCCUCAGUGCCUGCAGCCCGCGCCUCCUUGGCCCGCGGGCGCCUCUUUCCUCGGCUUCGGAGCCCCAGACCCGGCCACCCUCGGCCUCGACUCCCCCAGACUCCCACCCGCUGCCCGGAGUCUCCGCUGCUGGAAUCUUGUUAGCGGCUGUCUUUUGGGGGGUUUCUGGUCUUCCGACAUUUUUGAUCCCAGCCAAGGAGAAGAUAUCGUGAUUUUUCCCCCUUUGAGCCCAGGCUCUGCUCUUUGGGGGGGUGGGGGGCGCGUCGAGCCGGGGAGCCGUGCCAGCCUAGUCGUGCGGGCUGUGGCAGGGAAGGGGCCACCAUGGGAUGUACUCUGAGCGCAGAAGAGAGAGCCGCCCUCGAGCGGAGCAAGGCGAUUGAGAAAAACCUCAAAGAGGAUGGCAUCAGCGCCGCCAAAGAUGUGAAAUUACUCCUGCUGGGGGCUGGAGAAUCAGGAAAAAGCACCAUUGUGAAGCAGAUGAAGAUCAUCCAUGAAGAUGGCUUCUCUGGGGAGGACGUGAAGCAGUACAAGCCUGUUGUCUACAGCAACACCAUCCAGUCGCUGGCAGCCAUCGUCCGGGCCAUGGACACUUUGGGCGUCGAAUAUGGUGACAAGGAGAAAAAGGCCGAUGCCAAGAUGGUGUGUGACGUGGUGAGUCGUAUGGAAGACACUGAGCCCUUCUCUGCAGAGCUGCUUUCCGCUAUGAUACGACUCUGGGGCGACUCAGGGAUCCAAGAGUGCUUCAACCGGUCUCGGGAGUAUCAGCUCAACGAUUCUGCCAAAUACUACCUAGACAGCCUGGAUCGGAUUGGGGCCGGCGACUACCAGCCCACCGAGCAGGACAUCCUCCGAACCAGGGUCAAAACCACCGGCAUCGUAGAAACCCACUUCACAUUCAAGAACCUCCACUUCAGGCUGUUCGACGUCGGGGGCCAGCGAUCUGAACGCAAGAAGUGGAUCCACUGCUUCGAGGACGUCACGGCCAUCAUCUUCUGUGUCGCACUCAGCGGCUAUGACCAGGUGCUCCACGAAGACGAAACCACGAACCGCAUGCACGAGUCGCUCAUGCUCUUCGACUCCAUCUGUAACAACAAGUUCUUCAUCGAUACCUCUAUCAUUCUCUUCCUCAACAAGAAAGAUCUCUUUGGUGAGAAGAUCAAGAAGUCACCUUUGACCAUCUGCUUUCCUGAAUACGCAGGCUCCAAUACCUAUGAAGAUGCAGCUGCCUACAUCCAAACACAGUUUGAAAGCAAAAACCGCUCACCCAACAAAGAAAUUUAUUGUCACAUGACUUGUGCCACAGACACGAAUAAUAUCCAGGUGGUAUUCGACGCUGUCACCGACAUCAUCAUUGCCAACAACCUCCGGGGCUGCGGCUUGUACUGACCUCUUGUCCUGUAUAGCAACCUAUUUGACUGCUUCACGGACUCUUUGCUGUUGACGUUGAUCUCCUGGUAGCAUGACCUUUGGGCCUUUGUAAGACACACAGCCUUUCUGUACCAAGCCCCUGUCUAACCUACGACCCCAGAGUGACUGAUGGCUGUGUAUAUCUGUAGAAUGCUGUAGAAUCCGGUUUUUAGUUCAGUCUUUACAUUUAGAAUUUGAAAGAAAAACAAAACAAAACAAAAUAUUUCUCAUGUGCUUUGUAGUUUAAAAAAAAGACAAAGGAAAACUUACCAUUUCACCCGUAUUUCUUUAUCUUUUGAAAUAGAGAACAUACACAUGAGCACCCAUGCCCUCCCCUCCCAGCGUGGCGAGGCCCAGGGCCCGUCUGCCACCAGGGCCUGGUGGGUGCAUUUACUGGCAGGAGCGCUCCUGGGCGGGGCUCUCCAGAGCCACAGGCCACUGCAAACCCUGCUGCCCAUGAGCCACCCAAAGACUGCAGACACCACCGAGGGGUGGCACGCUCCUGUCCCCAGCCCUGCACUCCAGCCACACCCUGACUCCAGGUUUGUAUAGAAAAAGCACAGCCCUCCCGGCCAGCAGCUGCCCAGCCCAGCCCGGUCCUGUAGCAAGAUGGCCCGAGCAGAGCACCGGUUCCUGCCAGGUCCCCUUUCUUCAGAGUCCCUUUGUAAUUUUUUUCUUUUUUUCCUUUUUGUCCUGAUGACAAAAAAGAAAGUCUUGGUAUCACACGCCAGAUCCGCUCUCGCGGCCUUCGGGAAAGGGGUUGCAUCCUCCCUUGGCAUUCUGGGCCUCGGCCUCUGGGUGACGCUGUCCUCCCGUGUGUGCCCUCCCCCACUUUCCUCCGUUUCAACGUGACCCGUGUUCCCUCUUUCUCAUGUGGGGAUGUUUGUGAUGCAGACAAAAAGAAAAAAAAAUUUUUUUUAACUACCACAAGAUGGAAGAAAAACACACACACACACACAAAAAAAAUAAAAAUAAAAAAAGAUGGAAUGUAGUGUUUACAUUAAAGCCACCGUUUUCAUGAUCAGCCCUGUCAUUUCUACUCUGACUAGUGUCCCAACCCCAGACCUCUUCACGGUUUCACUUUUAAGACUUAAUAAAUUUGCUGAAGACCAGUCACAGCCAUUUCAAAUAAAGAGGAGGCAAAAAGAAAAAACACAAAAAAAUUAAAAAUAUAGAAAAAAAAACUUGAAAAAAAAAAAAAGAAAAAAAAAGCCCACGGGUCUUUCUAAGCCUUUCUAUUCCCAAUCGGUGAGGUUUCUGUGAUAUCUUACACACUGCCAGUCUACUUCUCUAAUGGAAAAUUCAUGUGUAGCUCAAUAAAGAGAAUGUUUGUCUGUAUUUCUGCGUCUCACCCUC
Marmota flaviventris (yellow-bellied marmot) is the source of this 3196-nucleotide messenger RNA. Lineage: Eukaryota; Metazoa; Chordata; Mammalia; Rodentia; Sciuridae. The record is from RefSeq and is a predicted model, not a curated record.